Triticum turgidum subsp. durum (durum wheat) is the source of this 681-nucleotide messenger RNA. The record is from the annotation of a GenBank genome assembly. Lineage: Eukaryota; Viridiplantae; Streptophyta; Magnoliopsida; Poales; Poaceae.
AUGGGUGACACCGGCGCGAACAUGGGCCACUGGGCGGGCAUCUACGGCGUCGGCGGCAAUGGGGCCGCGACGGCCGAGGGCAGCGUGGUGACGGUGUCUAGCCCGACGUCCGGGGGCUCGGGCGGCGGGAGCCCCACGAGGUCGGCGCCCGGGGUCGAGGGAGGCCGCGUCGGCAAGCCGGCGCGGCGGAGGUCCCGCGCGUCGCGCCGGGCGCCCGUCACGCUGCUCAACACCGACACCACCAACUUCCGCGCCAUGGUGCAGCAGUUCACCGGCAUCCCCUCCGGCCCCUACGGCCCGGCUGGCGCGGGCGGCGGGCCCGUGAUCAGCUUCGGCGCGGGCGGCGGCGACUACGGCCUCGGCGGCGGCAUGCCGGUGCGCCCGUCGCCGAGCUCGGCCGUGAUGUCGUUCGACCACCUCGGCCACCACCGCCCGUCCGCUGUCACCUCGUCCCUGCAGCAGCAGCAGCAGCAGCAGAGCCGGCUGUUCCGGCCGCAGCAGCAGCAGCAGCAGUACGGCGACUACGGCGGCAUGCACGGAGGCGGCGGCGCGGACAUGUCGUUCCUGCACGGGUUCGAGUCGUCGGCCGAGGACAGGCUGCUGCUGCAGAGCAUCCAGGCGGCGCAGAUGCUGCCCCGCCCGGCCUCCACUAACACCCCCAAUGGCUACAACUUCGGAUGA